Molecule: messenger RNA, 1757 nt
Organism: Phragmites australis (common reed)
Lineage: Eukaryota; Viridiplantae; Streptophyta; Magnoliopsida; Poales; Poaceae
Product: thaumatin-like protein 1b
Exons: 3
Coding region: 393-1376 (327 amino acids)
Biological process (GO): defense response
Cellular component (GO): extracellular region
Source: RefSeq, a predicted model, not a curated record
UGCUCCAUCCCCCGCCUCUAUAAAUGGAGCACGACACGAGCAAACCUUCCCAGGUCAGUCGGCCGCUCCCCGGCGUCAAGAUAUUUUUGAGCCUUCGACGAUCUCUACUGCAACGCCGUGCACGGAGCCCGAGGCGAAGCGGACAAGACACAAAGUCGGCGAGCCCUUGCUGACGUUGGCACGGAGGCUGACACUGGGGGGCCGAUACAACUCGCCUACCCUCUCUUGGGCUGUGCUUGAACUCUAUAUAAGUCUAGUGACCGUCCACGGCUGGUCGUCACCGUCACCCUCCCAUCCCGUCCCGGCCCAUUACACGAAGGCAGGAGCAGAGUGAGUCGGACAGCUUUGUAGUUGAGGCCUUGUGCCGGCUACUGCUACACAGUGUGAAAGAAAUGGCGCGGAGCUCAACUCGUGUCGCUCUCUGCUCAGUUGCUCUGCUCCUCCUGCUUCCGACUGCGUGGUCGGCGACGUUCACGAUGACGAACAAUUGCGGCUACACGGUAUGGCCGGGGCUGCUGUCGGGCGCCGGCACGGCCCCGCUGUCCACGACGGGGUUCGCGCUGGCGCACGGCGCGUCGGCGACGGUGGACGCGCCGGCGAAAUGGUCGGGGCGCAUGUGGGCGCGCACGCUCUGCGCCACGGACGCCGCAACGGGCAAGCUCGCCUGCGCCACGGGCGACUGCGGCUCGGGCAGCGUCCAGUGCAACGGCGCCGGAGCCGCGCCGCCGGCCACGCUGGCGGAGUUCACGCUCGAUGGAUCCGGCGGCAUGGACUUCUUCGACGUCAGCCUCGUCGACGGGUACAACCUCCCGAUGCUCAUCGUCCCGCAGGGCGCCGGCGGUGGCGGCGGUAGCAGCAACGGGUCCGCCGAUGCCGGCAAGUGCAUGGCUACCGGCUGCCUGGUCGACCUCAACGGCGCGUGCCCGGCCGACCUCAAGGUGGUCCCGGCGGCCACGGGCGCCGGUGCCGGCGCGGGCUCGGCUGAUGGUGGCGCCGUGGCGUGCCGCAGCGCGUGCGAGGCGUUCGGGACGCCGCAGGACUGCUGCAGCGGCGCGUACGGGAGCCCCAACACAUGCCGGCCGUCGACGUACUCGCAGUUCUUCAAGAACGCUUGCCCGCGCGCGUACAGCUACGCGUACGACGACUCCACCUCCACCUUCACGUGCACCGCCGGCACCAACUACGCCAUCACCUUCUGCCCGAGCACCACCAGCGGGAAGUACGCCGGCGAGAACCCGCAGGCCGUCGGCGUGCAGCCAACGAACGGCACGAUGGUCUACCUCGGCGGCGAGCAGCUCGCCACCGGCGAUGCCUCGGCCGCCGCCCGUGCGUCGCAGCUGCUCCUGGCCGCCGCCCUCGCCGUCGCGCUGCUCUGAGCCGGCUUGCCAGCCACUUAGUGUGAAACGGCGGCAGGAGGCGUCGUUGUGCAGCGAGCGCACCCGCAGCAGGUGUCCCGUGUCCUUAUACGGCGCGCCUCUUCCGGCGUGACGGGGGCAGAGGAUAAGAUUCGAGCCGACGCCGGGAAAAGAAAAGAAAGGCUGACGACAGUGCUACGGCUAACCGAGAAAACAAGAAUAUCUCCACACGGAUCGUAGCUUCCUAGGUAGCUUGUGUCGUAGGGUUAGCCGGUCAGGAUAACUAGUGGCAUGGGUCGGUUAAACCUUUUCGUUCUUCUCCACGCUUUCUCGAUUUGUUGAGCCGAAACGGAUGUAUUCGAUCGUUGUUCGUUGUGCUAUAGAUUGCAGUGACGAUUAUCA